CAAUUUCUCCCAGUAGGCAGACGGGCUCUGGGUCUUCUCUAAGCUUCACCCAGACAAAUCAGCCUGCUCCCAGGAACUGGGAAAGGGGCAGGGAUUCUCCCCAAGGACACCUGACAGAACCACACUGCCGGGCCCACUCUCAAGACUCCCCAUCUACCCACAAGGAAAGACUGUUCCUGGCUGAGCGAGGAGUUGAUGCUCCCCGUGACAUCCCCAGGAAGGACGAAGACACCAUGAGUUCUGAGGAGAUGGUCUAUGACAUGUCAGGAGCGCGGCUCGCCCUCACUCUGUGCAUCACCAAAGACCGAGAGGGAGCGGAGCCGGACAUUGCGGCACUGGAGAGGAUGUAUCAGGCCCUGAGGUUUGAGAGCACCGUGAGGCGGGACCCACCUGCUAAGGCUUUUCGGGAUGAGCUGGUACGUUUCAGAGAGGAAAUGGAAGGGCGGAAAGACCCUGUAAGCUGCUGCUUCGUGGUGCUCAUGGCUCACGGGAAGGAGGGACACCUGCUAGGGGCAGAUGAGCAGGUGGUGGAGCUGGAGGAGCUGUAUGAUGUCUUGACCAACAAGAGCUGCCGGGCGCUCCUGGGCAAACCCAAAGUGUUCAUCCUGCAGGCCUGCCGUGGAGACCAGAAGGACUCAGGAGAGAUGUUGAGGACAGAGGAGGUCCUGACCACCAUGAUACAGAAGGUUCCAAGGAUCCCAACUUUCACGGACACCCUGCAUGUCUACUCCACUGUGGAAGGGUACAUCGCUUACCGGAACGUUAAAGAAGGCUCCUGCUUCAUCCAGACUCUGGUGGACGUCUUCACCAAGGAGAAGAGUCAUAUUCUGGACCUCCUUACUGAGGUGACCAGGCGGAUGGCGGAGGCCGAGCUGGUCUGGGAAGGCCAGGUGAGGAAGGUCAACCCGGAAAUCUACAGCACCCUGAGGAAGCAGCUGUACCUGCAGUAGGGGCAUCGGGGGAGGCAGCUGAGCAGAGGGCUGGAGAGAGUGGAGGUGGGGGGUGGGGAAGGCAGAAACUUUGGCUUGCAGGAACAAGGGAGCGUAACAUGGGACAGGAGAAAUGGGGAAUCCUCCUGUUUGUGUCUGGGGACCACUGAAGGGGACAGCAUCUGAUUGAAACAAGUCUGCACAUUAUUUUAAAGGAAUCCUCAAGAGGCAAAUCCUUCUUCUGACCCAAAUAUUCACAGGGCAGAACUAACCUUUGGUACCAAGCUAAUGUUAAGCAGGAUUGUCCCAGGUGGACAAGACUCCCCCCUCCACCCCCCUGCCCUACACCCUUCGCCACCUUGGCCUUGUUCAUUUACCUCCCUGCCACCCUGAGAAGCCCAGCUAGGUGACAGUGGCCUGCGGGCUAGGACGGUGAGUCAGGAGAGAGCUUGGCUCCUGAUGGCCCAGUGUGGAAGGGGUCUGGCAAAAUAGGAGCCUGGGGAGUUCGCUGGAGCCACUGAUUGACCAAGGAAUCUGCAUGAUUGACAGGUUCAUCCUAGGGAUGCUGCUGUCAGGGCAGGCUCAAAGGCCAGACUACCGGUCUGUGAUUCUGAAAAUAUUAAUCCUGUUGUCUGUCCAGCACUACUCUUGCCAGCGUUAGUUAAGGGUGAAAUCUUUGGCUUGCCCCAUGCCGAUUUUGGUUAAAAACACACCUAAGAUGUACAGGAAAGGCUAUUAUACGCCAUCCCUUACUGCCACAUACAAAUUCCCACUUCUGCUCUCCCAGGACCUACAGAAUAUACAUUCCAACUGACACUCUCCAUUUUGACCUGUCAGUCAAUUGUCACCAGACUGUACUAAGCCCCACCUGUUUGACAACCCCAGAUCUGGGCACUGUGGGAGGGACAGAAAAAAGAGGAGACACUGUGUCUGCCCUUAAGGGACUGACAGUCUGAUUGGAACAAAGAAACAUAAGCACACACAUACAAACAUACAUAAACACACAUCACCUUAAAAAAGGUACAUGAAGUGCACACAAAAAAACCCCAGAAAUAAUAAAAAAUGCAAAAGAGCACGAACAAUGGGAACUUCAUUUUUAAACUAGUAUAUAAAGCUCUAGUCAAGUGAUAAGGGGACACUGAAUAAUUGGAAAAACUAGAGCCAGGAUGAGUUCAUCCUGGAUGUCUUCCUGGAGGAGCAAAAGGAGGGGGGUCAUUCCAUAGGUGAACAAUUGUGGCCAGUGAGAGGAAACAAGCUUGCUUGGCUAGAGACAAAAGCAUUGGCCAGGGUGAGGUGGAUCAUGAGGGUGAUUAGGUAAGAGGAAAAGAUUUGGUGGAAGGGCUUAUAUUCGAUGUGAUGGACAUUGGGGAGCAUCGCUUGAUGACAAUGACCAUCACAGUCCCACGGAUGGGGAUCCUGACAGAUCACUAGGAGGAGGUUGCUGGCAAUAAGACAUUGAUUGCUUUAGUCCAGGUAGCAGAUUCCUCAGGGGAGGGCUAGGGAGACCUCAUGUGCCUCACUGAAUAAAACUGUGCCUCACUGAAUAAAACCCAUGUCACGAGGA
Messenger RNA from Ornithorhynchus anatinus (platypus), 2493 nucleotides. RefSeq names its product caspase 14 (gene CASP14). The transcript has 7 exons. The record is from RefSeq and is a predicted model, not a curated record. Gene Ontology annotation, molecular function: cysteine-type endopeptidase activity. The coding region runs from base 234 to 950 and encodes 238 amino acids. Gene Ontology annotation, biological process: proteolysis. Lineage: Eukaryota; Metazoa; Chordata; Mammalia; Monotremata; Ornithorhynchidae.